Australozyma saopauloensis is the source of this 243-nucleotide messenger RNA. RefSeq lists its product as uncharacterized. The transcript has a single exon. Bases 1 to 243 code for a protein of 80 amino acids. Gene Ontology annotation, cellular component: mitochondrial intermembrane space. The record is from RefSeq and is a predicted model, not a curated record. NCBI's taxonomy places the organism in Eukaryota, Fungi, Ascomycota, Pichiomycetes, Serinales, Metschnikowiaceae.
AUGUCUGAGAACAGUACAUGCAAGCCUUUCGCUUGCGCUAUCCAAAAUUGCUUGCAGGAGAAUGGCUACAACGAGUCCAAAUGCACCAAGGUUAUCGAUGAGUUGUACAAAUGUUGCAGAGAGUUUUACGAAAAAGAAGGCCCUGAGGCCCUGAGUGUGUGCUGUCCCAAGUUCAAUUUGCUACAGCUCAAGUUGAAGCAACGACUGAUGAAGCAAAUCGACGCAAAACUCAUUCUGAAAUAA